GGAUUUCCGAGCGGGCCGGUCCCAGCCGUCCUCGUCGCCCGCCGCGCGCACCGAGCGCCAUGGCCCAGCCGCCGCCCGACGUCAGCGAGGACGAGUGUCUCCCUGAGUACCGCCAUCGCUUCUGCCCCGACCUGCUCCGGGACAAAGUGGCCUUCAUCACAGGUGGUGGCUCUGGGAUCGGGUUCCGGAUUGCUGAGAUUUUUAUGCGGCAUGGUUGCCACACAGUCAUCGCCAGCAGAAGCCUUCCAAGAGUGUCAAAGGCUGCCAGAAAGCUGGCUGCUGCCACCGGCCAGCGGUGCCUCCCUUUAUCUCUGGACGUGCGGGCUCUCCCUGCCGUCACAGCUGCUGUGGACCAGGCACUGAGGGAGUUUGGGAAGAUCGACAUUCUUGUCAACUGUGCAGCUGGAAACUUCCUGUGCCCCGCCAGCGCGCUGUCCUUCAACGCCUUCAAGACCGUGAUGGACAUCGACACCUUGGGCACCUUCAAUGCAUCUCGUGUGCUUUAUGAGAAGUUCUUCAGGGACCAUGGAGGGGUGAUCGUGAACAUCACUGCAACCCUGGGGACCCGGGGGCAGGUGCUUCAAGUGCAUGCAGGCUCGGCCAAGGCGGCUGUGGAUGCGAUGACACGGCACUUGGCUGUGGAGUGGGGUCCCCAGAACAUCCGUGUCAACAGCCUCGCCCCCGGCCCCAUCAGUGGCACAGAGGGCUUCCGGCGGCUGGUCACCUCCCAGGCCAGUGUGGGCACGAAAACCCUGGCCAUCCCCCUGCAGAGGCUGGGCAACAAGACAGAGGUUGCCCACGGUGCGCUGUUCCUGGCCAGCCCUUUGGCAUCCUACGUGACGGGCGCCGUGCUGGUGGUUGACGGCGGGGCAUGGCUGACAUUCCCCAACGACCUCAAGUUGCUGGCAGAUUUCGCGUCCUUCUCUGCUAAGCUCUAGGCCCUGGAUGCCUGAAGCAAAGGAAGUGUUCUGAAGGAAGCUGGUCCACCGUCUCCCGAGGACUUCUGGGAUGGCUCCUGCCGUGUUCCUCGCAGGGCUGCCUCCCACCGCCACACCGGACAGUCUCAGCAGCAUCUCAGCCGGACACUGGCCCAUCCUCUGGGAACUCUGCUGUGUCCACAUUCCCUCCCCACAGCCCUGUCUCCCGCGCUCAGGUGGGAGUGAUCAGGCAAUGAGGCCCCUGCUCGCUGGCCUGCACCCUGUGGAUGUCUGUCAGGGGCACUGGGAUGUUCUGGAACUCCCUCGGGAGCUGGCCUGCGGUCUGUGGCUGUUCCCCCAACUGCCCUGCCUCGCCUCAGCCUGGGAGGCCUUUGUUGUCUUCCUGCCUGUGUCCCCUGUGGU
This is a messenger RNA of Lontra canadensis (Northern American river otter), 1340 nucleotides long. It is a transcript of the gene DECR2, whose product is annotated as 2,4-dienoyl-CoA reductase 2. The record is from RefSeq and is a predicted model, not a curated record. Gene Ontology annotation, molecular function: 2,4-dienoyl-CoA reductase (NADPH) activity. NCBI's taxonomy places the organism in Eukaryota, Metazoa, Chordata, Mammalia, Carnivora, Mustelidae. Bases 60 to 938 code for a protein of 292 amino acids. The transcript is spliced from 9 exons. Gene Ontology annotation, biological process: fatty acid catabolic process.